UCAACAGUGUAUUAAGUGUAAUACAUUUCGUUUCACAGUCGUCAUGCACUACAAGACAGUAAUGUUUAUUUGUCUAAUAACUAUGCUUUUAGCAUUUGCCAAUUCAAAGAGUAUCCUUACGUCAUUACUUCAGCCUAUAAGGCAUGAACACCGUUUUAGCUACGUAGAAGUGAAUAUUAACCGUUCUUUUGGAGAAGCAAAAAUCAGCUAUAACCAAUAUAACGACGUCCAGUACACAAACUACCAUUAUAUAAUAAAUGAUUCGUUGUACUUAGGUCGAGUUAAUAUCGAAAUAAUAAUGUGCAAAGAAUAUUUUAUUGAUUGCUCUAAUCUUAGAACGUUCGAUCUCAUGAAUAUCUGUGAAAACUUACCGGCGAUAAAUUACUUUUUAUCGAUAGGAUAUCAGAAUCGUGAAAUUACGUCAUGUCCACUCCAUCACUUGCUAAAUCAAAGGAUAUCCUUACAUUACUUCAGCCUAUACGGCAUGAACAUCGUUUUAGCUACAUAG
Adelges cooleyi (spruce gall adelgid) is the source of this 508-nucleotide messenger RNA. RefSeq lists its product as uncharacterized. The transcript has 5 exons. The record is from RefSeq and is a predicted model, not a curated record. Lineage: Eukaryota; Metazoa; Arthropoda; Insecta; Hemiptera; Adelgidae. The coding region runs from base 44 to 508 and encodes 154 amino acids.